Tachysurus vachellii is the source of this 851-nucleotide messenger RNA. RefSeq names its product prostaglandin D2 synthase a (gene ptgdsa). Lineage: Eukaryota; Metazoa; Chordata; Actinopteri; Siluriformes; Bagridae. The transcript has 7 exons. The record is from RefSeq and is a predicted model, not a curated record. The coding region runs from base 152 to 703 and encodes 183 amino acids. Gene Ontology annotation, molecular function: small molecule binding.
UUUCCACCUUCUUCUGAAAAGCGACUUUGUUUGAGCCCAGCCCCGUUUCUGAUUGGCCGGCUCGCCGAGUGGGCGGAGCUCUGUGUCCUGGCUCCAUCCUGCUCCAGCUGUUUUUGUUCAGUCUGUUUUUUUCCCCUUCUGGAGUUCCACAAUGAAGAUCACACUGUUGAGCAUCACCGUGAUCAUCGCACUCCUGAUGGAGGUCCGUGCUGACAUCCAGCCGCAGAAGAACUUUGACCUGAAGAGGUUCGCAGGUCGGUGGUACCGUGUGGGCUUGGCGUAUAACUCCCCCAGCUUCACUCGGCACAGGAACAAGCUGACCAUCUGCAUGGGUGUAGUGGAGCCCAAGGAGAACGGAGAUGUCCAGAUGACAGUGUGGAAAAGCAAGUCGUCCAUCUGCCAGAAAGAAGUCUACAAAUAUGAGAAGACGUCUGUACCUGGCGUGUUCACCUACUUUAGCACACGACACAGCAGGGUGAAGGACAUCACUGUGGUGGAAACUAACUACAGCGAGUUUGCUGUGAUUUAUAAACACAAGAAGUUCAACAGGGAAUUCACUCAGGUGUCUCUGUACAGUCGUAGUCAGAAGUUGAGACCAGAAUUGAUUGAGAAGUUUAAAAAAUACGCCAUGCAGCAUGGCUUCCCUGAAGAGUCCAUUAUAAUUCCGCCACCAGCAGAUAACUGUCCACUCACACGCCACUGAUGUGGUGUUGGAUCACAGCACAGCAUGAGUGAGAUGAGCCUCAGACUGAAUGUUGUCUACAGAGAUGAGUGAGUCUGGACCAUGAGGCUCGAUCAGAACAACAGGAUCUCAAUCAGCUGUUAAUGUUAAUAAAGUUCCGGUGUCUGUG